GUUGCCUGCAAGUCUAGGCAAGGGUUCAAAAGGGUAAUUAAGGUCUCUGUGCAAGUCCAGUGCUGCUGUAGCGUUAUGAGAUUGUCAGCUUUCCAGCCACUGAAGAUCACUGCACUGCCAAAACAUCGACAACCCAAGUAGAGUCAGUGCCCUUUUUAUCUCAUGAUCUACAGCCAUAACAGUGUGAACCACUAUAUUGAUCUGCUGAAGAAAUUAUUGCAACUGACUCAACUUAUAAACCAAUUUUAGACCUCUUCAUAGCAGAGCCUCCACCAACUGUUUGGACAACCAAGAUCAUCAUCUUCCUGUCGAAACUUGGCAUGGUUCCACCUGGUUCAUGAAGCUCAUUCAUGUACGAACUAAAUGUCAUACCAGCUCAUUUGUACACAUGAUCCAUCAAGAUAACUAGUUGGGCAACUUCUCCAUCAGUAAAGGCCUUAACUAAUAGUGGAUCAUAUCGCCAAUAACUGGUCUAAAAAUUCUGGAAGGCUCAGAGGUCGUAGUUUGACCUGAUACAUAAGCAGUUAUGUAUUAUAUGGCCUGUAGAGGCUAAGACUACUCCUAAUGGUGCCAAAUCGAACUUGACUUGUAUUUUCUCCAAUCAAUCCUUGCUGCAAUGAAUUGUUGAGAGUUGUUUUCCAAGAUUGACAAUAUAUAACUCAGUUUACUCAUGAUGGUGUGCUUUUUUAUCCCCUUGGAUAUAGACAUUGCCUCCAAAUUAUUCCAGUGCACGGAAUAAUAUCUGCUAUGCCAUGAUUUCAAAAUUGGAAGAGAAACGCACAGAAGCAGAAUCUUGGAAGAAUUUUCAGAAUUGAGUUUCAUCAUGUUAAACAUUUGGUGAUUAUCCAACUAAGGAAUCACGCACUCCUGUUCAUUUUCUAAAUUAAAUUAUUAAAACAUCUUUUACAAGUAUAUAUGUUGUAGAGUCCAUUUGGAAACAAAUCGGUUUACUAGUUUUAUUGUCUUAAUGUUUUUGGUUAGGAAUAUUUUAUUGUCUGAGAUUGAGGACUCUACUCUGCACUUUUGCUUUCUUGUUUUUUGUUUUUUUAGGGUUAAAUAUAUAUUUUCGUCCCUGAGAACUAUCCAUCCCUAUACUAAAAUUUCUUAGUUUUUCCUCCCUUGACUUGUUGGCGUGAUUAGUUUCCUUUGACCACUUUGACCGAUGAUAUGGAGAGCCAAUGCGGUUUUAUAGGUAUUUUACUGAUGUGGAAUUGUUUUAUUUUAAUGCUUGCGUGGAAUAUGAGAGGGACUAGAAAUCCCUAGUCAUCUUCAACCUUCAUCAACUUCUUCCAUCUUCAACCCUCUAACCUUGAAAACCUAGAAAUUUAUACUCUUCAUCAUUCAUCCUUAAAUCAUUAACUUAAUUUAACCCAAAACAAUUUUUAAAGCCAAAAUGAAUUGGUGGAAGCAUAAGGGUGCUUCAAUCCACAUACAAAGGACAAAAGAAAAGAAACAAAGAAAAAAUUGAAAAGUCUGCCCAACAAAAUAAUGAUAUAGUUCCAAUAUUAGUGAACACCCCAACCUUAACUAUUUGUAUUUUGUACCGAUUAAAGAGUCAGCUUGCACAACUACCACCAUCAUCUCCAAUUGAAUCCUAUAUCUGAACCGACAUAGCUUGCAUCAUCUCCAAUUUAAUUCUGUUGAGCAGUGGAGAAGUUCGAAAACGCAUGCACAUGUUUUCUCUCUCACUCUCAACAAUGGAAAUUUGUUUGCCGCUCUAUCAUGCUCUCCCUCGUUCUUUCUCAGCCCCUACUCAACCAAAUCUUUGUUUUGUCUCAGCCUUCACUCUCCUCCUCUUCCAACUCUCCUGGGGAUCCAUUGUUGCAACCAAUCCUUCAGUUAAAAGUAUGGAGGACAUUCUAUGCACACUUGUAGUAAACCCCUCUCCCAACUCUGUUGUUCAUAAGAAGAAGAAGAAGAAUGACAAGCUCAAGAGGAAGCAUGAGGAACCUUCUAAGCCAGAUGCUCCUUCUGAUGGUGAUGAUGAUGAUGCUCCUCCUUCACCAAAGAAGUCCAAGAAGCAAGUGAGAAUAGUGGUGAAGCCAACUCGUGUGGAACCAACUGCUGAAGAAACCAGAACUGAGGCUCCUGCCAGAGUUACUCGGUCAACAGUGAGAUCAUCAAGUAAGUAUGCUGUUUCAUUUAUUGAUGAUGAUUUAAGCUCAUUUGAUGCACUCCCAAUUUCUGCACUCCUUAAACGCACUGCUACCCCACUCUCUCCCAUUCAAGAGUCUCAACCAGCUGAACAAAACACUUAUCCACCCACUUCACCUAGAUCUUCAUUUUUUCAACCUUCUCAUGAAGAAGCUCCUCUUUGGAACAUACUUCAGACUCCAAGACCCUCUGAACCUACCUCACCCAUAACCAUUCAAUACAACCCACAAGCCUCUGAACCCAUUAUUUCAGAUCCAUCUCAACCUGAACCCAGAACCUCCGAUCACUCUGUUCUCAAAGCAUCAGAUCAUCCUGUUCGCAAAACAACUGAUACAGAAAUUACAACUCCCUGUCCCUCUGUAUCAUUUCCCACAAAUGUUGCUGACUCCUCACCCUCCAAUAACUCUGAAUCUAUUCGCAAAUUUGAUCAAAUUGCGAAAGAAAAAGAGUCUGCAAUUCCUGAGUACUACCACACUGUACCUAGCCCAAGGAGAUAUCCUGGACCUAGACUAGAAGGUCUAGUUGACCCAGAUCAUCCUAUUCAAGUAGUCCCUCUGAAUGCAGCAUCUCCUUCAUCUCAACCCAUACAACCAGAACUUGUUCAACCAGACCCUAAUCAACCAGAAAACUCAGUCUCUAACCAUUCUUCGGUUAGAUCUCCAAACCCUGAGCUUGAAACCUCUCAGCCUAACCUUGAGAUCAACAAUUCAAAUGCUCAAACUCUAGAUGUUGGUUCUCCUCAAGGUGUUUCUGAAGCCAAUAGCAGUAACCACCCCACUUCUCCUGAAACCAAUCUUUCCAUUGUUCCCUAUACAUAUCUCAGACCAAACUCCCUUCUUGAGUGCAUCAGUGUGUUUAAUCAUGAAGCAUCAUUAAUGAUUCGCAAUGUGCAAGGUCACACUUACCUUAAUGAGAAUCCUGACUCUGUUGCUGAAGAAUGGGAUCAUUUGUGUAAUUGGAUGAUUGAUCAAGUUCCUAUUAUGAUGAGUCAUCUCACGGAUGAAAGGGAUCAGAGGAUUGAGGCUGUUAGGCAGCGUUUCAACAGAAGAGUGGCUCUGCAUGAACAACAGCUAAAGGUUGAGUUACUUGAAGCCAUUGAGGAAGCAAGAAAGAAGAAAGAACAAGCAGAAGAAGAUGCACGCCUAGAAGCUGAACAAAUUGAAAAUGCAAAGUUAGAAGCUCUGAAAGAAGCUGAAAGGCUACAGGCUGAAGCUGAAGCUCUCAGAGGUCAAAUUCUUACACCAGUGCCUUUCACAAGUGCUGCUUCACAGUCAACUCCAGCUCCUCACUCUGCUCAGGAUGUUCCAUCUACUUCUACUCAACCAAGUUCUUCCAGACUUGAUAUUUUGGAACAACGUCUCAACACUCAUGAGACUCUCCUGUUCAACAUGAAUGAAACCCUUCAAGAACUUCUGCGUCGCUCUGCAAAGCCCUAGUUUUUAGGAUCUCUAUCAUUUUCUUCUUUUAUUGAUAACUUUUAGUUCCUUAUUUUCAUAACUUUAAGCU
Lotus japonicus is the source of this 3660-nucleotide messenger RNA. RefSeq lists its product as uncharacterized. The transcript has 5 exons. NCBI's taxonomy places the organism in Eukaryota, Viridiplantae, Streptophyta, Magnoliopsida, Fabales, Fabaceae. Bases 1668 to 3590 code for a protein of 640 amino acids. The record is from RefSeq and is a predicted model, not a curated record.